AGGAGUCACUUCUGACUGUCUGACUAUUACAGCCAUGGCUCCCAGCCUUACUAUAUCUGAAACAAGCUACUCACACAAACCUGUGAGCUCAAAAAGAAACAAAGAGGCCAGUGAACUGAGAAAGACUCUAAAACCUCUGAUGGAGAAACGCAGAAGAGCUCGUAUUAAUGAAAGUCUAAAUCAACUGAAAACCCUCAUCCUGCCUCUCAUUGGAAAAGAUACUUCCAGAUAUUCCAAACUCGAAAAAGCAGACAUCCUUGAAAUGACUGUGAGGUUCCUGAGAGAUAUCCCUCCAGUGCAGACACAAAACUCUGCAGACAGCUAUAGAGAAGGAUACAGAGCUUGUAUUGACAGACUCAGCACAAUUCUCGACAAAACAAAGAUGAUGAAUGGGGAGACCUGCAGUCGACUUCUGGGACACUUACAGAAUAGUCCAGAUCUUUGUUGCCAAGACUGCUCCAGAUCACCCAGCCCCAAACUACACAGCCCUAGGAUAGUGGUACAUUUUAACCCAAGAGGCUCUGUGGGUUCAGCAUCUCAGAACCAACAGCCUAACAGACCUGCCCCAAGUCUGCCAUCCCCCAGCCAAGUCAUCUGGAGACCCUGGUGAACCAUAAUAUCCUCAAGAAUAGACUGUCCACCAAAUCUAUUUAAAUCUAUUUUUAUUAAUGUAUUUAAAAACAUUUAUGUUAAGCACAAUAUGCAAUUACAACACUUAUAAACCUCACAUUGCUGCAAGGAAAUUAGUACUUUUUAACAAGUUGUUUAAUAAUUUAGUCCUGAUAGGGGAUUGAAUGGAUUGGGGUACACAUUUUAUUAUGAACCCUGGUAAACCCAAAGGGUUGUAUUUAGUAUGCGGUUUGCAUUCUUUGUUUAGAUAUAACAGGGGGCAUGUGCAAAUUAAUCUUUGUAAAUAACUACUGUUGUGUUUGCACUGCAAGCACUUUUUUGUUUACAUUUUUUAUAUAAAUAUUUAUUUUUUUAUAAAUAAACACGUCUUUAAAAAUUUAA
Bombina bombina (fire-bellied toad) is the source of this 1011-nucleotide messenger RNA. Its product is annotated as transcription factor HES-2-like. Gene Ontology annotation, molecular function: protein dimerization activity; RNA polymerase II cis-regulatory region sequence-specific DNA binding; DNA-binding transcription factor activity, RNA polymerase II-specific. Bases 35 to 610 code for a protein of 191 amino acids. Lineage: Eukaryota; Metazoa; Chordata; Amphibia; Anura; Bombinatoridae. Gene Ontology annotation, cellular component: nucleus. The record is from RefSeq and is a predicted model, not a curated record. The transcript is spliced from 4 exons. Gene Ontology annotation, biological process: regulation of transcription by RNA polymerase II; anterior/posterior pattern specification; regulation of neurogenesis.